UUGUCCCCCGUGGAAUUAAAAACAGAACUCUCCUAGACCAGCAGCUCUGCUGCUAAUAUCUCUUGUUUGAAAGGUCUUAUUUUGUGUUUGCAGCAAAACGGUUAGCCAAGCAACAUAAACAUGGAUCCAGGGUAUGUAGUAAACGAAGAACAACUGAAAAACGAAAUGAAAGAGUUUAAGGCACCUUUUGAGCACUUCGGUACCCAAGCUAUUCAUGCAGGACAGAAGCCGGAACAGUGGAAAAGCAUGGCAGUUGUACCACCAAUUUCAUUAGCCACCACCUUUAAACAGUAUGGACCAGGCGAACAUGCGGGAUACGAGUAUAGCCGCAGUGGAAAUCCUACACGAGAUUGCCUGGAGAAAGCUGUCGCGGCAGUUGAUGGAGCAAAACACUGUCUAGCUUUUGCUUCUGGAUUAGCAACUACUGUGACCAUUACACACCUGUUGAAAGCUGGUGAUAAUAUUAUCUGCACAAAUGAUGUAUAUGGAGGUACAAACAGAUACUUUAAAAGAGUUGCUGCAGAAAUGGGUGUGGAAACUACUUUUGUUGAUUGCUCAAAACCAGAGUGCUUGGAGGCUGCAAUUAAGCCAAGUACUAAGAUGGUUUGGAUUGAAACACCAACAAAUCCCACUAUGAUGGUGCUGGACAUCAACAAAUGUGCGGAAAUUGUACAUAAACAUGGAGAUAUCUUAUUAGUUGUGGACAACACUUUCAUGUCAGCAUAUUUCCAACGCCCUUUGGCUCUUGGAGCGGACAUAUGUAUGUACUCAGCAACCAAAUACAUGAAUGGGCACAGUGAUGUUGUCCUUGGACUGGCCUCAUUAAACCGACAUGAUGUAUAUGAAAGAUUGAAAUACCUACAGAAUGCACUUGGAGGUGUUCCUUCUCCUUUUGACUGCUACCUUUGCAAUCGUGGUUUGAAGACAUUGCACCUACGAAUGAAAGAACAUUUUAGGAAUGCACUAGCUGUAGCAAAGUUCCUUGAGGCAGAUCCCCGAGUAGAAAAAGUGCUUUUUCCAGGACUACCCUCACACCCUCAGUAUGAGCUGACAAAGCGUCAGUGCACAGGCUGUCCGGGAAUGCUUUCAUUCUACAUAAAAGGUGAACUUCAGCACUCAAAAACUUUUCUGCAAGCUUUAAAGGUUUUUAUACUGGCUGAGAGUUUAGGAGGUUACGAAAGUCUAGCAGAACUCCCCUCCAUCAUGACUCAUGCAGCAGUCGCUAAAGAAGAGCGGGAAGCCCUUGGAAUAAGCGAUACUCUGAUCCGUUUGUCUGUUGGACUAGAAGAUGUAGAAGAUAUCAUUGAGGAUCUGGACCAAGCACUAAAAGCAGCACAUCCAUCAAUCUCUCUUCGGAAUUGAAGCUGAAGAAGAAACUAUGGAUCCUGAAUAGGUGACCACCUGCUUGAACAAAAGAUGGUUUUAUGAGACCUUUUAAAACAAAUGUUAAAAAUCCAUAUGCCUUUUUAAGCAGACCUUACUUUUCCAAGUACACAUAUGGUUACCACUUGUGUCUGGAAAUGCAGUGAUGUGCAAUUAAUUGUCUGUACCAUUUUGAUACUUAGAAAAUGCUUUAAAGAUAAUUUCACUGAUACAAAUAACAGAUGCCUUAUUUUUAUAAGUAUAAUUUUAUUUGAAUUGAUCAUGAGAUGUAGGUAAUUAUAAUCUCAUAGGUUAGUUGUAUAUAUUGAUGGUCAUAAUAAAUAUAUAAUUCCUUGUAUUAAAGUGUUAAGUUUGUCUUAACAAGUAUUGUACGCAGACUGUAAUGUUGGUUAUUUUAAACUGUUUCAAAAAUAUUGGCAUAUAUUCAGUAAGGGGCUAAAAGAACAAUGUGCUUUCUAUCUGUUUAACUACUGAUAUAUAAGUGUGCUUAGUUAAUCACAUUUUGAUUGUGGUGCUGUUUCAGUUUCCAAUGACCACUUAAUUAAUCUAAGUAAUUAGAUCUUCAGAAAUGACUUCCAAUAUAAUCACAUCUGAUACUGUGAUGAAAUGUUGGCAUCAUUAUAAUGUAACAUUCAAUUUUGCAUGCAUUAUUGUGAGGGACUUCUUUAAGCACCCCCAUGUUUAUCUGUAAGUGUGAGCUUAUGCUAUCUUCUUUUAAAAUCUACCAUAAUUUUUUGAAUGAGAUUACAUAUCCAUACCUUAAGCAAGGAAUUUCCAUAGGUGGGUCUGUGGAGAAAUAGUCCUGCACAUGAAUUGUGGACUAUACUAAAAACAUUAAUAAACUUGUUUGGUGUUUCAUGACCCAUUCAUUUAUCUCCGAUAGCUGUUAACUGGGAUAAAUACCUUCUUGUUAGGAUAAUUGAUGAAUGAUUUUGAUACUCCAGCUGUAAAUAUGGUGAACCUUCCAAUGUUUGUUGAUCUGUACAUUUUUUAAGUUCAUGCCAUUGCAAGCAAUGAAUCACUUUUGAUGACAGCACUAAUAAAGGCAUUUUGCAAAAAGAAAUGUAUUACAACUUUGAA
Protopterus annectens (West African lungfish) is the source of this 2463-nucleotide messenger RNA. It is a transcript of the gene CTH, whose product is annotated as cystathionine gamma-lyase. Gene Ontology annotation, molecular function: cystathionine gamma-lyase activity; pyridoxal phosphate binding. Bases 121 to 1362 code for a protein of 413 amino acids. Gene Ontology annotation, biological process: transsulfuration. NCBI's taxonomy places the organism in Eukaryota, Metazoa, Chordata, Ceratodontiformes, Protopteridae. The transcript is spliced from 12 exons. Gene Ontology annotation, cellular component: cytoplasm. The record is from RefSeq and is a predicted model, not a curated record.